AUAACAGUUUUUCAUUGAACUACCUCAAGUGUACUUGUAGUAAUCAGUUUCGGAAUAACGCGAAAUCGCAGUUAAUUAUUCAAAAUGUUUAGAUACGUUUUAAUAGCAGCAGUAUUAUGUCUGACUAUAUUCGUCCUAGAGGUACAAGGUAGAGGUUGUUUAAUACCCAAAACUAAACAAAAAAGAUCAGUGGAUUAUGAAGUGGGGCGACCACGUUUGGAUGGUCGUAUUGUGGGCGGUUAUAAAAUCAAUAUUACCGAUGCUCCUCAUCAAAUAUCGUUACAAACUUCGGGUCAUAUUUGCGGUGGUUCUAUCAUUUCACCACAAUGGAUUUUAACAGCAGCUCAUUGCACCGAAGGCCGCACAGCUUCUCGCAUGAAGGUUCGUGUUGGUUCUUCAGAAUCCGCCAAGGGUGGUGAACUUAUACAGGUGGCCGAAAUUGUCCAGCACAAACAAUUCAAUUACACGAAUGUUGAUUACGAUUAUUCGCUCCUAAAACUCACGAAAGAAAUUGAAUUUGACGAUACCAAGAAAGCUGUAAAACUACCCGAUGUCAAAGAUGAUUUCAUGGAUGGUGAUACUUGUUUUGUAACCGGUUGGGGCAAUACUCAAACCUCAGCCGAAUCCCGCGAAUGGUUGCGUCAGGCUGAAGUGCCCAUUUUUAAUCAGGAAGAAUGUUCAGAUAAAUAUAAGAAAUUCGGUGGUAUUACUGAACGUAUGAUUUGUGCCGGCUACAUUGAGGGUGGCAAGGAUGCCUGUCAGGGUGAUUCUGGUGGUCCUUUGGUAAAUGAAUCUGGUGUUUUAGUGGGUGUUGUUUCGUGGGGUUAUGGUUGUGCUAAACCUGAUUAUCCGGGUGUUUAUUCUAGAGUUACUUCUGUGCGCGAUUGGAUUCGUACAAAUAGUGGAGUUUGAGAAAUUUGUUAUAGAGAAAAUUGUUGAAAAUAUUAUGUUGCAUCUUUUUGAAUAAAAUUAAAUUUAAAUAAAAAUCCUUGGUUU
This is a messenger RNA of Lucilia sericata (common green bottle fly), 996 nucleotides long. RefSeq names its product trypsin-1. The record is from RefSeq and is a predicted model, not a curated record. The transcript has 2 exons. Gene Ontology annotation, biological process: proteolysis. The coding region runs from base 85 to 912 and encodes 275 amino acids. Lineage: Eukaryota; Metazoa; Arthropoda; Insecta; Diptera; Calliphoridae. Gene Ontology annotation, molecular function: serine-type endopeptidase activity.